AUGUCGGCCGCACAGCAGCCGUCGCGCGAUGUGCAGUUGCUCUCAGCAUGCUUCGACUGCCAGAAGCAGGAUGAUUUAAUUACUGUGGAUGAAGAUCAAAAAGAGAUUGAUGACAUGCGGCCUGAUGACAGGGCCAAUUUUUUUCAACCGAACGCUUCCGUUCUUGGGAGGUCUUUGGAGGUCUUUGAGAACUUGGGCCGUGUGAUGAGUGUAGAUGAAAUCGAACAAGCGAUACGCACCAAGUUUGGUGAAGCAGAUUGUGAUUCUGGGUUGGCUCACGCGCAAGCCGUUGCGUUGAAGGGAAUGGCAGUGUGGAUAGUUCGUCAACGAAAGAAAUCGAAUGGGUGUACAAAAAAAGCUCGGGACUGGCUAUUGCCUUUGAAACAAAAGGUUGGCGAAAAACUCAUGGUCAAGAAAUUCACCAGGAAACCGGAAGGAAGCCACAUGGACACGAUGGAGACCCAGCUCACUGGUCCAGUGGCUGAUGCUGUUCCACAGGCAAAAGAGAGCAAACAGGCAGCCUCAAACAAAAUUCCCACCGUGGACCAGCCAGCUUGUCUUGAAGCUGUCCUUCGCGUCCUAGCAAAACACCCACCUGUUGGGUUUGACCCGACAGCCCAGCACAAGAAGCUUUUCAAGAACAGAUUGCAGGCAGCGACAACAUGUGAACCAAGUGAAGGAAGGGGCGCUGAUGCUAGUACACCGAAGGCAGGAGGAACAUCAUUUGCAAAUGACCAGGAUCCGGCUGCAUCAGGGCCAUCGUUGGCUCGGAAGAACCAUAUCGAUGAAUUGCACGAGGAUACACUUCCAUAUGAGCUAGCGCCGGGCGUUAACCUACCAGCGCCGGUGGAAGUGUCUCACGCGGAGGUUCCCCCAAGCGGAGAAGCGCCGGUGAUUGAUGGGCAGGGGACAACGGUGCGGGAAGUGGAGGACCCGCGUCAAGGCCAAUCUCUUUCAAAAGGGCAGUGCGAACCGGACAAACCCAAGGCGAAGAAGGAUCAAUCAGGUGGCCCACUUUGGGCGCAUUACAAUGAGUUCAUGCGAAGGGCUCGCAGUCUUGGCCGGACACAUGAGGAAGCAAAUCAAAUAUGGAAACUGUCAGCUAUCCGCAGGACAAUCCUUGAGAACAUGAGCGAGUCUGAACGGAGGAAACGGCGACUGACGUUGCGAUACAGGCUAUUCUUAUCUGGCCAAUCCGAGGAGCAGUGUUCUUGGCAGGAGACUUUUGCCAAGUACCGUUUUGUCACCUUACAUCUCCACUUAAUUAAGCUUAAGAGCUCCGUGUUUCUGAAUGCGUGUGCUCAGAGGCGGCGCGAGGACGCUUCGGUGGCAGCAUGUUGA
Messenger RNA from Durusdinium trenchii, 1341 nucleotides. NCBI's taxonomy places the organism in Eukaryota, Dinophyceae, Suessiales, Symbiodiniaceae. The record is from the annotation of a GenBank genome assembly.